CCCAACCCUCUCUCACUUCCAAACUUCUCACUCUUCUCAAUCACUUCAAUCCACUCAACCAAUUCCACUUCACUCACAAUGUCCACCUUCUUCGAUACCCUCGGCAAGUCCUUCGUUGACGUUCCCGUCGACGCCGCCAACGACAAUGCCAUCCACACCACCGAGUUCCUCGACGCUGCCGAGUCCCUGACCACCCUCUUCGAUGUCCUGGGCUCUGCUGCCUUCAAGCCCGUCAAGUCUGAUAUGACCGGCAACAUCAAGAAAAUCCGUGACCGCCAGGUCGCUCAGCCCGGCGAGAGCCAGACCCUCCAGGAACUCGUCGUCAACGAGAUCAAGGAGAAGAAGCACACUGCUGCGGAAGGUCUUCUGUGGCUGACCCGUGGCCUCGACUUCACGGCGCAGUCGCUCCGCGCCAACGUCAACAACCCGUCGGAGGAGCUGUCGGACUCGUUCCGCAGCGCGUACGGCAACACGCUCAAGCCGCACCACUCGUUCGUCAUCAAGCCCAUCUUCAGCGCCGCCAUGAGCGCCACGCCCUACCGCAAGGACUUCUACGCCAAGCUCGGCGAGGACCAGGCCAAGGUCACCGAGCAGCUCGAGCAGUGGCUCGCCGCGCUCGAGAAGAACGUCGCCAUCAUCAAGGCCUUUGAGGAGAAGAAGGAGGCUAAGUGGUAAAUCUCGCCGUCCAACCUUCGGAUAUCUUGCUUGGGAUAGGCGGGCGUGGAAAUUAUGCAUGUAUCCUUCAGCGUCAGCAUUGAGCGCUAUCAAAUCAAAUCAAUCUUGAAGCCAAUCAUCGUCUUCGCUGUUUCUGUGAUUUGUACGGUUCUUAUGCGUGCAUACCCGGAAUGAUAGCGCUGGUAC
Messenger RNA from Aplosporella prunicola CBS 121167, 861 nucleotides. RefSeq lists its product as uncharacterized. The transcript is spliced from 4 exons. Gene Ontology annotation, biological process: ceramide transport; intermembrane lipid transfer. Lineage: Eukaryota; Fungi; Ascomycota; Dothideomycetes; Botryosphaeriales; Aplosporellaceae. Bases 79 to 675 code for a protein of 198 amino acids. The record is from RefSeq and is a predicted model, not a curated record. Gene Ontology annotation, cellular component: membrane; cytoplasm; cytosol. Gene Ontology annotation, molecular function: ceramide 1-phosphate transfer activity; ceramide 1-phosphate binding.